UUGUCCGAACCAAUCGCCUAUCGGGGAGACUGCGUGGCUGCUGCGUUCCGUAAAACGCAAAGAAGCCAAAAAGCAAGGGCAUUCGCAUUGACCAAAGCACCAAACGCUGCUCCUUUUCGAAAAACUUCAGUGCGCUUUUAUUUCCCCGCCGCUGUCACCGCUUUAAGGAGCACCAACAUCUAAUUAUUGAAAAUCCUAACGAACAGUUUAGUCGAACAGUGUAAAAGCGUGAAAAGAAAAGAAAGGAACGAAUAAAAUAAAAGAAAAACCGCUAAGCGAGUUCCGCAAAAUGAGUGGGGAUGUGGCUGCCGAAAAUAGCAUCCACAUACAAAAUGGUGGCAGCUGCGAGGUGGUUCAAUCCAACGGGGUGACCACCAAUGGACACGGACACCACCACCAUCAUCACCACAGCAGCAGCAGCAGCAGCAGCAGCAAGCAUAAAUCCUCCAGCAAGGACAAGCAUCGUGAUAGGGAGAGGGAGCACAAGAGCUCCAAUUCCUCCAGCUCGUCGAAGGAGCACAAGAGCAGCAGUCGCGACAAGGAUCGACACAAGAGCAGCAGUUCGUCGUCAAAGCAUCGGGACAAGGACAAGGAGCGCGAUGGCAGCAGCAACUCGCAUCGCAGCGGCUCAUCGUCCAGCCACAAGGAUAAGGAUGGGAGCAGCAGCAGCAAGCACAAGUCGUCGUCGGGCCACCACAAGAGGUCCUCGAAGGAUAAGGAGCGACGCGAUAAGGACAAGGAUCGCGGCAGCAGUUCAUCCAGUCGGCACAAGUCCUCGUCCAGCUCCCGUGACAAAGAGCGCAGCAGCAGCAGUCACAAGAGCAGCUCCUCUUCAUCCUCAUCGAAGAGCAAACAUUCCAGUUCGCGGCACAGCAGCUCAUCUUCCUCGAAAGACCAGCCAUCGUACGAUGGCGUAUUUGUUAAGCCGGAGCCCGUUUCCCAACAGCUGAUGCACUCGGGCUCGGUGGAUGCUUUCCAGAUGCAACAGCUCGGUAGCUACGAAGCCGCAGCCGCCGGCACCAAUUUUAAUGGCAAUGGAAACGUUGCCGGUGCCAACUAUAAGAACGGCUACGAGGAAUCGAUCGUAGACAUCAAGAAGGAGGAGGAGAGCUUUAACAAUCUGUCGCAAGCCAGCUCCUGUGACUACUCCAUGUCCCAGUUUCGUGCCGAUGAGCCGCCGUUUGUGGUGAAGCACGAGCAGAGCUACGCCGAAGAGGACAGCACCAUGAACUACAAUGAUCACGACGACGACGCCGACGAGAUGAACGACGACGAGGAGGAUGUGCCGCUGGCCAUGCGCAAGCGCAAACAGGAGGCAACCGAUCGUCCUGAUGGCGGCAUGGAUAACGACGAUGACGACGACAUUCCGCUGCUGGCGCGCAAGAAGGUUAAGAAGGAGAAGAUCAAGAAGGAGUCCAAGGAAAAGUCCAAGAAGCGGGUCAAGGAGGAGCCCAGCGAUGAUUACGGCAAUGUCAAGCCGAAAAAGAAAAAGAUGAAAAAGGAGCCCGAGCCUGCCGUAUCCCCCGGCAAACGACAGAAGGCAAAGGCCAAGGUGGAGGAGGAGGAGGUUUGGCGAUGGUGGGAGGAGGAGAAGCGUGCCGAUGGCGUCAAAUGGUCAACGCUGGAGCACAAGGGACCCGUGUUUGCACCGCGAUACGAACGGGUGCCACGCAAUGUACGGUUCUACUACGAUGGCAAGCCGUUGGAGCUCUCUGAGGAAACGGAGGAGGCAGCCACGUUCUAUGCCAAGAUGCUGAACCACGACUACUGCACCAAGGAAGUGUUCAAUAACAACUUCUUCAAGGACUUCCGCAAGUCCAUGACGCCCAGAGAGAGGGAGAUUAUCAAGGAUUUCCGCAAGUGCAACUUCCAGGAGAUGUUCAACUACUUCCAAGCGGAGUCCGAAAAGCGCAAGGCAGCCAGCAAGGAGGAGAAGCUGAUCAAGAAGAACGAAAACGAGGCGCUGAUGAAGGAAUUCGGAUUCUGCAUGAUUGAUGGGCACAAGGAGAAGAUCGGUAACUUCCGCCUGGAGCCGCCAGGCCUGUUCCGCGGUCGUGGCGAGCAUCCCAAAAUGGGCAUGAUCAAGCGGCGCAUCCAAGCCAGCGAUGUGUCCAUUAACUGUGGCAAAGAUUCAAAGGUGCCUUCACCGCCGCCCGGAUCUCGCUGGAAGGAGGUGCGCCACGACAACACGGUCACCUGGCUGGCCUCCUGGAUCGAGAAUGUGCAGGGACAGGUCAAGUACAUCAUGUUGAAUCCCUCCUCGAAACUCAAGGGCGAGAAGGAUCACAUUAAGUACGAGACGGCGCGACGCCUGGACAAGGUAAUCGAUAAGAUACGUGCCACCUAUCGCGACGAGUGGAAGUCCAAGGAGAUGAGGGUUCGCCAGCGAGCGGUGGCCCUUUACUUCAUCGACAAACUGGCGCUGAGAGCAGGCAACGAAAAGGACGAGGAUCAGGCCGAUACCGUGGGCUGUUGCUCGCUACGCGUGGAGCAUGUCCAGCUCCACAAGGAACUGAACGGAAAGGAGAACGUGGUGGUCUUUGAUUUCCCCGGUAAGGACUCCAUUCGGUAUUACAACGAGGUUGAGGUGGAGAAGCGCGUCUUUAAGAACCUCGAACUGUUCAUGGAGCACAAGAAGGAGGGCGACGACCUCUUCGAUCGUCUCAACACGCAGGUGCUUAAUGAGCAUCUCAAGGAGCUGAUGGAAGGUCUCACGGCCAAGGUAUUCCGUACGUACAACGCAUCGAAAACACUGCAAAGUCAGCUGGAUCUGUUGACCGAUCCGAGCGCCACGGUACCGGAAAAGCUGUUGGCCUACAAUCGCGCCAACCGUGCCGUGGCCAUCCUCUGUAACCAUCAGCGUUCCGUGCCCAAGAGCCACGAGAAGUCAAUGGAGAAUCUGAAGGAGAAGAUCAAGGCCAAGCGGGAAGCCAUCGAAAAAUGCGAGUCCGAGUAUCAUUCGAGAGACGAGAAGAAGGGCAAACAGCUGGAGCGCCUAAGGGAUCAGCUGAAGAAACUAGAACUACAAGAGACUGAUAGAGACGAGAAUAAGACCAUUGCCCUGGGCACAUCUAAGCUAAACUAUCUUGAUCCACGCAUAUCGGUGGCUUGGUGUAAAAAGCAUGACGUGCCGAUUGAGAAGAUAUUCAACAAAACGCAAAGAACCAAAUUUCUGUGGGCCGUUCAUAUGGCCGAUGAGAAUUAUCGUUUCUAAAUGGGUUCUCCUCACAGCCACGCCUAGACACAAACACACAAGUACGCCGACCCUUCCUCCACCCACCACCACCCCUUCAGACACACACACAAACACACACUCGCACCCGAUCGAAGAAGAUGUAACAACAAACCACACCCACCACAAGGCCGGUUUAUAAAUAGAUUCCAUGCCAAUCCCGCCAUUGUUUGGUCCACAGUUUAUGCAAUUGAUAGUGCAUAUGUCCAGCUUUCGGCCAACGCAAUGGGGGAUUGUUAGCCAAAAUGAGCGGGACGGAAUGCUGCACUACAUCGUAGUCGUGGAACCGCUUGUACGCGUCCGUUUUGUCUGCUUUGAAUGGGAUUAAUGGGAUCAAGUGCAUACUACGCCGAAGUCUAACUUGCGAAAUGUGCACACCCAAACACAAGCUAAUCCAAUAUAUGUCAGUUUUAUUCAUUAAAGGCAAGAGGAGAUGUGAAACCUGGGCAAGACGUCGCCGCCACCUAAAAACAAAUCAGGAGCAUAAUUUUCUAUGUCUCUACAAAAGAACUUUUUUGUCAAGAUACCCUUAUACUUCAUAAUUUUACAUAUAAAACAUAUAUACAUAUAUAUAUUUAUAUUUAUGUAUAUAAUAAUAUUUGUGUAUAUAUUUUUAUUUUUAAUAUAAUACAUACAUUUACAUAAAUAUAUAUAUAUAGAUAUAUAUAUAUAUAUAAAAAUAUAGAUGUAUAUAUAUAUCUAUAUAUAUAUAUAUAUAUUUAAUAGCAAAAGCAAACGAAAAUUAUACAAUUUAAAACGCAAUUUUUUUUAUGUUUACCUAUAGUUGAUUUUGUUUAGCGAAAACAAAAAACAAAAACAAAAACAGGCAUUUGUACAUAACAAGCCAGCAAUUAGUUACCAAAUUAGAUAUUAACUAAAUUAAGAUAUAAUAACAUUGUAAAUAAAUAUAGCUGUAAGCCCCGUAGCUAAUGCUAUACUAUCUAAGUUAGUCUAGUUUUGUAAACUAUUCUAUCUAUCAUAAUAAUAAUAAUAAUUUGUAUAAGUGCAAACUGAACAGAGAAACCUUGUAGCCCAACUUUUAGCAUAGCAUAAUUUAUUCAAUUCAACUCUGAAGCAGCGCUAUUUGUCGACCGACCGCCCCCGAAAAUGAAGAACAAAGCCACAUUGGAUGGAUCUCGAUGUGGUUUCGCUUUGAUUUCGUACCUUAUGAUCAUUUUAGUUAACAUUUCGAAAUAUACAAAUGCUAAAUUGAUUUGCAGACAGACCCUUAACUUUCUAUACUCUAAGCAGACAGGUUUCAAGUUCUCAACCGCAAACCAAGCCGCCAUCACACUGAAAACCAAUUGCAGAUACAAAUCAAACGAGCAAUUCAAAUAACUCGAUGAACCAAAACAGAAACACAGCCAGCAAACCAGUCGCAGCGAAAGAAAGAACUUUAAUCUGAAAGAAAGGAACUUUAUACAUAUAGAAUCUAUAGAAGUAUGUGCAAUUAAGUGAGCUAAAACUAUACCUUAAACCUUGUAAAAAUCGAGCCUUCACUUGAAUCCUUCAGUCGACGAGAGCAGUGGAUUCAGGUGGAGUUAGGAACAUCCCCAACAUCCAUGUGCCCCAAUCCCAUCAGCUACGAUUAUGGCCGUACUUUUAACUAAGCAAAUCGAUGGAAAUUUAUAUCUCGCCUCACGCCCCCCCUAGCAUAAAUGGCAAACGCGCAUUGCAAAUGAAGAGCGAACGAUCUUUAUAUACAUACAUAUAAACACACACACACACACGCCCAAACACAUAUUAUAAUUAGUGAUUGAUAUAAUGUGAACGCAAACAUCUGUGUGCGUUUGUCGUGGAUUCGCAUACGGAAGCGGGAGAAUGCUUUUAAAAGGCAAAAAAAAAAGUUAAAUAAACUAAUUACGAACCCUUCUUCGAACGCCCAGCCCCGCCCCGCCCCGCCACAACACUCACAUAUAAACUUGGCAUAUUAUAAUAUUGAUAUAAGCAAACAAAAAACAACAAGCGAAAUGAUAAGAAACCCACUAUUUUAAAUCGAAAGCAAAGUAAAUGAAAAACAAAAUAGCAUAAGUGAAUGUAAUUGCAAUGGAAUGAUGCAAAUAUACAUAAAAUAUAUAUUUAAUUUUAAAAUC
Drosophila melanogaster (fruit fly) is the source of this 5325-nucleotide messenger RNA. RefSeq names its product topoisomerase 1 (gene Top1). The transcript is spliced from 8 exons. Gene Ontology annotation, cellular component: nucleolus; nucleus; chromosome. Gene Ontology annotation, biological process: DNA topological change; chromosome segregation; chromosome condensation. The record is from RefSeq and is marked reviewed. Lineage: Eukaryota; Metazoa; Arthropoda; Insecta; Diptera; Drosophilidae. Gene Ontology annotation, molecular function: DNA topoisomerase type I (single strand cut, ATP-independent) activity; DNA binding. The coding region runs from base 290 to 3214 and encodes 974 amino acids.